This is a messenger RNA of Perca fluviatilis (European perch), 970 nucleotides long. RefSeq names its product caudal type homeobox 4 (gene cdx4). The transcript is spliced from 3 exons. The record is from RefSeq and is a predicted model, not a curated record. The coding region runs from base 1 to 855 and encodes 284 amino acids. Gene Ontology annotation, cellular component: nucleus. Gene Ontology annotation, biological process: embryo development; animal organ morphogenesis; anterior/posterior axis specification. Gene Ontology annotation, molecular function: RNA polymerase II transcription regulatory region sequence-specific DNA binding; DNA-binding transcription factor activity, RNA polymerase II-specific. Lineage: Eukaryota; Metazoa; Chordata; Actinopteri; Perciformes; Percidae.
AUGUAUGUGGGAUACAUCCUGGAUAAAGAAAGCGGCAUGUAUCACCAAGGGCCUGUAAGAAGAUCGAGCAUAAAUCUGCCUCCACAGAACUUUGUUUCUACACCUCAGUACCCCGACUUUACUGGAUACCAUCAUGUGCCAAACAUGGAUACGCACGCACAGUCUUCGGGGAGUUGGGGACCCACUUAUGGCGCACCACGGGAAGACUGGGGUGCAUAUAGUCUGGGACCACCUAAUACUAUUCCUACACCCAUGAACAACUCCCCUCCUGGACAGGUUCCUUACUGCUCAUCUGAGUACAGUCAUAUGCAUCCUCCAGGAUCUGCGGUGUUACAGCCGCCGCCGGAGAACGUUAAUGUUGCACAACUUUCUCCAGAUAGAGAAAGGCGCAAUUCAUUCCAGUGGAUGAGUAAAACUGCGCAAUCAUCUUCCACAGGUAAAACAAGAACGAGGGAGAAAUACAGGGUAGUUUACACAGACCAUCAGAGGCUGGAGCUGGAGAAGGAGUUCCAUUUCAACAGAUACAUCACCAUCAGGAGGAAAUCUGAACUGGCUGUCAACCUCGGUCUGUCGGAAAGACAGGUGAAAAUCUGGUUUCAGAACCGCAGAGCCAAAGAGAGGAAAAUGAUCAAGAAGAAGCUGGGUCAGUCUGACGGCAGCGGGGGGUCUGUGCACAGUGACCCGGGUUCAGUGAGCCCUCUGCCGGUGCCGGGCUCUCUCAGUCCCUCAGAAAUCCACAACUCUCUGUACCCUCCUCAGGGAAUGAACACUUUGCCAUCUAUCAGGAAUAUACAGCAAGUGACGUGUGAAGUGAAGUGUGAAUCAGUAGAACAGUUCACCCUCCGGACCAUCUAAAACCAUAACAGAGCUCUCCGACCCGCUGACAGGACACUUGAUAGGCAGCCAGAGGAUCUGAACUCUCGUUCUGAAGCACAAAGCUGUGGAUAAAGAUUUGAUUUAUAGCAACGAA